GCGCAUGCGAAAUACCUGCAAUCACAUGGCGUCUGACAGCUUUCGCUUUCUUCCGGGAUUUCCCACAGCUCCUUACCUUACGGCAUUUAGUAGGUCCCACUAAUUCUCAGGUACUGAGCUGAAGUACACAUUAUUGCUCUUAUACUAAAGCUGGGUUCUGUGGGCCGCCCCUGGUCAUUCCGAAUGUCUUAGCUAUUCCAUCAGGCAGAGGCCCAGCAGCACCAGAGCAGGGCACAUUUAUCCUGUGCUUUUUGCUCAGGUUCCUGUCAGCGCGUCGGCAUCUUCGUCCUUCGAUACUGUCAGGUAUACUUUCCUCACACCUGCCACAGAAAUCCCUUCCAGAUAACAUUUAUCUGCUCCCUCAUCUCCAUUCAUUAUAGUGCAUCCUUUUAUACUCACUGGGGAUUCUACAAGGAGCGGGCUGGAGUCUUUUGUUAUCCACUCAUUGUAACAGUCAGUACGUCCAUGAGUUGCAAUGUUGGGGAGGAAACCAGGCAAAAAGACUGCUCAGGCCAAGGGCCGAGGUGCUGCUGCUGCAAAGGAGUUGGGGCUUUUUGUAGAUUUCAGUCCAGAGGAUAUGAUGCUUGGCAUUCCAGAUGACCCAGAUGAUGGAGACCUGGAAGCUGAAUUGGCAGCUUUAACUGGAGUAAAGGCAGCAUCAAAACUAAAGCCUAAAGGGAAAGCUCCACUCCCUAUGGAAGAAAUAGAGAAGAUGGCGCAGGAUUGUAUGAAAGACAUGACUGGGGAAGAUGAUGACGACUUGGAAGAAGAUGAAGAAUUGUUGGCUGAGCUGCAGGAAGUUGUUGGUGAGGAAGAGGAGGUGGAACAGUCGCUUCCUAGUGAUACUGAAGAGUCAGAGCUUUCUGCACCUGAGAAACAGGAACACACUGAACCUGAACAUCAAGUCAACUAUUUAGUAGCAGAAAUUCAACAUAGUUCACAGAUCCCUGCUGGAGGGAUGCUCCAGGUUUUAGAACAACGGAUAAGCAAUUACAAGGAAGCAAUCAGCAAUGCCAAACUGUCCAAUGAGAGUGCCAAGGCUAGACGCUAUGAACGGGGGCUAAAGACACUUGAAUCUAUGCUAAGUGUUGUGAGGCAAGGAAGGUCCGUAAUUGAGGCAGAUAUCCCACCUCCAGUGGCUUAUGGGAAACCCACUGUAAGCCCAAAACCUGAUGUCCCAAUAACUGACACAAGCAUACAGGAACUGGGAGAUUUGAACGUUGUACCCAUGGAAACAACAGAAGGUGAUACAAAUUUGGAAACACCAGAGGACCCUGCCAGUAAGGCCAUAACCAAUGAUGGUGGAGCUGAGGAGAAGACACAUGUUGUUUCUCAGAAUGAUACAGACUCAAAAACCCUGCUGCUCCUGAGACAGAGAGAAUACAAACUGGCAGCACUAAAAGCUAAACAAACAGGAGACUUUGAAAAGGCCAAAGAAUACAUGAAAAUUAGUAAGAAAUUUAGUGUAGUUUUUGAAGCUCUUGAAAGUGGACAGCCUGUGGAUCUCAGUAACAUGCCUGCCGCCCCAGAGGAUCAUGAAGCAUUGGUCACAGAAUCCAAGAUCCCAGCAUAUCCAACACCAGCACCGCCUGUGUCCAACAUUUCUAACACACAAGGACCAUUAGCUGGCUCAUUAUUGCAAGCUUUGCAGCAGAGGAUGGAAAAGUAUAAAUCUGCAGCACAGCAAGCCAAGAGCAGUGGAGAUGAUCGAAAGGCCAGAAUGCAUGAAAGAAUUGCCAAGCAAUACCAGGAUGCCAUCCGAGCCCAUAAAGCUGGAAGACAGGUGAACCUGUCAGAGCUUCCAGUGCCACCAGGAUUUCCUCCACUAUCUGGCAUGGAGCAAACGGAGGAAGAAAGGAGUGUGGAGAAGGCACUUGAGGCAGCCCAGAAGUUGGCAAAAACAGCAGGGAAUGAUGAAGAUGAUGAUGAUGAUGAGGAUGAAUGCCAAUCAAAGCCACAAGGCCACUCUAAACCCACCCAACUAGUGAAGCCAAUAGUAAUGCCUGCUGCGUCCGACAGUGAAGAGACCUCCUUACCCAUCAGAGCCCAAGUAAAAAUAGCAAGUGAAGAAAAAUUUCCUCCAGCAGUACAAGAACAACUGGAAUUUUUGGAACACCGCAAGAAACAAUACAGAAAAGCUGCUCUCCAGGCCAAGCAAAAAAAUGACCUGGAACAAGCCAAACGACACAUGAGAGUUGCCCACACCCUUCAAGUCUCAAUCGAUCAUGUGAAAAGUGGAAAGCUUGUGGACAUUUCCAAGGUGCCAUCUCUUCCAGAUGAUGAGGAAAGUGACUUUGUAGUUGUUGAAUAUGAAGACAUAAAGUCACCACAGAAUUCAGAGGAUGUGUACAACAUGCUAAUGAAGCUCCUGCAUGAACAGCAUGAGAAAUGCAUAUGCUACUCAAAGCAGUUUACGCAGAUGGGCAAUGUUGCAGAAACCACAAGGUUUGAGAAGAUGGCUGAGGACUGCAAGAAAAACUGUGAGAUCCUUCAGCUGUCCCAAGCUCAAGGCCUUGACCCUCCUCCCUACCAUUUUGAAGACAAGACAUUAAAAAUUGUCAGGGUUUUCUCUGAACUCAGCAGCACAGAAAUGCUACUUAUCAUUGUACGAGGAAUUAACUUACCAGCCCCAUCAGGAGUUGCGCCCAAUGAUUUGGAUGCCUAUGUGAAGUUUGAGUUUCCAUAUCCGAGCUCGGAACAGCCUCAAAAAAACAAAACCUUGGUAAUUAAAAAUACCAACUCCCCAGAAUAUGAACAGUCGUUUAAAUUGAACAUAAACCGGAAUCACAGGGGCUUCAAACGUGUCAUUCAAACCAAAGGCAUGAAGUUUGAGAUCUUUCACAAGGGGUUCUUUCUCGUGAGAAGUGAUAAACAGGUUGGAUCUGCGAGUGUAAAACUGGACAAGCUGGAGACUCAGUGUGAGAUCCGAGAGAUAGUAGAGGUUUUUGAUGGUAGGAAACCAACUGGUGGUAAAUUGGAGAUUAAGGUGCGGCUAAGAGAUCCUCUAAACGGCCAAGACCUUCAGGUGGUCACUGAGAAGUGGCUGGUGAUGGGACAAGUUCCACGAAAGUAAGCCCCAGUGCAUGCACAAAGGCGGAAGGCAUCCUGCAAAUGAAGAUGUUGCCUUUAUAAUUUAACCCCAUGCCAACUGUUUUUCCCGGGGGACAACGUGGGGUUACAUACCAAAGACUGCAGAGCAACUGCUGCAGCAUUGAAGCACGUCUGAAUGAAGCCAACCACUGAUGGGAAAAGUCUGUAUAGUCUUCAUAACAAAGCAGAAUGUCUGCAGAUUAGAGACUGCGCUGACCAAAAGACCUUCUUAACAGAGCUUUGUGCUACAGUGUCGGCUAAGCUUACACUCUAGCUUUAUGUGUUGAAUGUACUAUUUUAGAAACUUCUGAGAUCAAUGCACAAAUCUGACACAGGAGGCAGAAUAUCCUGCAACACCGCUUCUGUCUGCUGUCUCACUGCCUUGCCUGCUGGUGAGAUUUAAUAAUUACACAUAAAGGUUACAGGACAGAUGAAAACUGGAGGGAUGGUGUAUGAGAAUUCGCUGCUCUCCCCUGUCUCAUUGUAAGGUUCAGUGAUUACACAUAAAGGUUACAGGGCAGAUGAGAACUGGAGGUAUGGUGUAUGAGAAUUAGAUACUCUCCCCGUCUCAUUGUAAGGUUAUAGAUAAAGGUUAUAGGACAGAUGAGAAGUGCAGGAGUCCUGUCAGAGUAAAUUUGCUGCUGUUCCUGGUGCUGAAAUAAUGCAAAUCUGCACUGCAAAUAUUUCAUGUUGUAAAUUAGUUAAGCCACAAAUCUCAUCACUGUUUCCCUUGUAAAAAAUGUAUUGCCCUCCUUUUCAGAUCAUAACUGUGUCCAUUUCAACAACUUUUCUUGCCAUUGUAUUUAGUAACUGACAUGAACAUCCCUGACAACAAGGCCCUUCUCUGCCUUCAGUCUCCGAA
This is a messenger RNA of Xenopus laevis (African clawed frog), 3952 nucleotides long. It is a transcript of the gene cc2d1b.S, whose product is annotated as coiled-coil and C2 domain containing 1B S homeolog. Gene Ontology annotation, biological process: negative regulation of transcription by RNA polymerase II. Gene Ontology annotation, molecular function: DNA-binding transcription repressor activity, RNA polymerase II-specific. Bases 476 to 3073 code for a protein of 865 amino acids. The record is from RefSeq and is a predicted model, not a curated record. NCBI's taxonomy places the organism in Eukaryota, Metazoa, Chordata, Amphibia, Anura, Pipidae. The transcript is spliced from 25 exons.